Polypterus senegalus (gray bichir) is the source of this 2198-nucleotide messenger RNA. Its product is annotated as zinc finger protein 501-like. The transcript has 3 exons. Gene Ontology annotation, biological process: negative regulation of transcription by RNA polymerase II. Gene Ontology annotation, molecular function: DNA-binding transcription repressor activity, RNA polymerase II-specific. The coding region runs from base 274 to 1728 and encodes 484 amino acids. The record is from RefSeq and is a predicted model, not a curated record. NCBI's taxonomy places the organism in Eukaryota, Metazoa, Chordata, Cladistia, Polypteriformes, Polypteridae.
CGAAAAGGCAGUAGGCGGGAUUCAAAAGACCGGAAGGAAGAUUACAAAAAAACAAAAAAAAAAAAACAAAACAGAAGUGCUUGCGCCACAGAAGAAGUUAAAGUGUUCGUGUUUUGAAGAAUCUGCCAACCUAACAGAAAAGAGCUGACAUGUAAUCUCCAGUAUGAGAGGUGACAACACCAAGACCAAAACUGUUGUAUACAUGAAGAGGAAAUCCUGAGAGUCUUUGUUCAUGUUCAGUCAUUUUUCCUUUGCAGUUUUGAAGACGGUCUCAUGGAACAAACAAAGAACUUAAUUAAGGAGGAGCAUUGUGAGUGGGAGAUAAUGCAUUCUGCAAAGAAUCCUUUGUAUAUAAACCUGGAGCAUUUUGAAAUGGGAACAGUUCAGAUUAAACAGGAACAGUCUGAGAAAGAGUCGGUUAGGAUGAAACUUGAGAGUCGUGAAGACAUAUUUAUCAAUCUUAACAUGCCAAACCCCAAAAUGAUGAACUUCUUUGAGCAAGACAAGUCUUUAGAUCAUGACUUCAGUUUAAGCACAUACCCAGCAUUCAAAAAAGAGAUGCCUUGUCAUCCUCAGAAUCAUUUUAUGCGUACUGAACCCAGUUUGCUGAACCUCAAAGACAAAACUACUGAGGAGAUCAUUCACAGAGGAGAGAAGUGUGAAUUUCAGGCAAUUGCAAAAAAGCCUGACAAAUAUCCACCAGAGCAUGUCAGUUACUCCACAUCUUCAUUCGAUCAGACAUCUCUUCAGAGUGAAAUUCAGUGGGAACAGCUUGAUGAAGAUAAGAAUAAACUGAUGGCUGCUUUUCACAUUGCAAAGCAUAAAUCAGACUCUAAACAGCAGAGACUUCAAAUUGAAGAAAAGCGGCAUAGCUGCAGUGAAUGUGGAAAACGCUUUUCAUUCAAAUGCGAUCUUCAAAAACACAGACGGGUUCAUACGGGAGAGAAGCCUUACUGCUGUACUGAAUGUGGCAAACGAUUCUCACUGAGCAGUGUCCUUAGUAGACAUAGAAGAAUACACACUGGAGAGAAGCCAUAUAACUGUAAUGAAUGUGGAAAACAAUUUGGAUACAAAGGUCAUUUCCAGAAACACAAUAGAAGAUUUCACACUGGAGAAAUUUAUAUCCGAGAAAAGCCAUAUGGCUGUAAUGAAUGUGGCAAAAAAUUUUCAGUAAUUGCCCAUCUUAAUAUACAUGCAAGAAUUCAUACUGGGGAGAAACCGCAUUGCUGUACUGAGUGUGGUAAACGAUUCUCACAAGUGUGUCAUCUUCAGGUACACUUAAGAAAUCACUCUGGUGAGAAGCCCUAUUGCUGUACUGAAUGUGGCAAACAAUUCUCACAGUCAUGGCAUCUUCAAGCACACACACGGAUUCACACUGGAGAAAAGCCUUAUUGUUGUUCUGAAUGUGGCAAGCAGUUUUCUUCCAAAAGCCAUCUUCAUUGGCACAUGAGAGUUCACUCUGGAGAAAGACCAUAUAGCUGUUUUGAAUGUGGUAAGCGAUUUUCUACAGUCAGUGGUCUUAAAAGGCAUACAAGAAUUCAUACUGGUGAGAAGCCGUUUUCUUGUUCUCAGUGUGGUAAACUCUUCUCACAAAAAAGUGGUCUUGAUAGACAUACAAGGAUUCAUACUGGUGAGAAGCCACAUUCCUGUUCUCAGUGUGGUAAACUCUUCUCACAAAAACGUAGUCUUAUUAGACACACAAGAAUUCACACCAGAGUCAAGCCUUAGACCUAUUCUGAAUGUGAAGAGCUGUUCCCAGCCAAAGGCCAUCUUCAUGAACAUUCAAAAUUGCACACUUGACAGCCCUGCCAAUCUGUUUACGUUUUGCGUAUGCAUUUUAGUGUUAAAUUAUGUCAGAAUGACUUAUCGUUCACACUUUUCAAUUCAGCAGUUUAACUGCAUCAGAGUUUCAGUCUCAUGAAAGGUUUUUCUACCCCUUUUUCGACUUCCUUUACUAUUCCAGAAGUUGUAACUCUGAAGGUUUCAAGUCAUCAGUCAAAAUGUAAUAUUAGAUUAGGAAGUGAACAAUAACACGUGUAUAGCAUAUGUUAUUUAAUAAAUGAAGAAGGAUAUCGGAUAAGAACUGGCUCUGUAUGUGCGUAAUUGCUUCCUUACAAUUUGUUAUGGCUUGUAUCACCUUUAACUGCAAUUAUUGCAACAAGACACUUUCUGCCUUUCAAUAAAAGAAUUUGGCAUCA